UUGCCCCAAGCAUUUCGCUGGCCAACGCUUUGUCGAAGCCAUGACGGCGGCUGCGUCCUCACGGGACGAGCGCCGCGCGCUGCGCGCGCGGGAUGCGCGCCGUGCACAGAGCUCGAAGACGAGACGGGAGGAUCCUGGGCUUCCGCUCUUCAACGAGGUGCCCGGAGCCAUUGCGUCCUUGUUGGCCGCGCGUGCGCGCUCAGUGCCGGCCCGCGGGCGGAGGCGAGAGGAGCAACCAAAUCAGAAGAAGGCGUCGCCAGAGGCAAGUCCCUGUGAGCCACGAGAUGCGACCUCCAAGUGGCAGGUCCACGCCUCGCGGCUGCAGCAGCUGCUCCGGGAGACGGACUGCGAGCUGGUGGCCGAGAACACGUUCCUCUCUGUGUCUGCGGGCUGUGGCAGCGCGCCGCGCAGCCGCAGUGCGCCCGGGCAGGUGGACGGGCGCCUGGAGACGGCUAGCGGAGCUGCCACCCCGGAAGUCUGGGAGCGCGAGGUGUCACAGGAGCAGAACGGCAUGGUCCACGAUGCACAUGGCCUGACGAUCGGUGCCUUUUGCUUGCCCUUUGCGCAUUCCGACACAGACGUAAUACGCUGGCUCAUGGACAAUGCCAUGAGCUCUGCCGCCCGCAUCGCCGCGCUGGAGGAGCGUGUUGCCCACUUGGAGCUUUUGAACAGCCAACUGCACGCCUCCAUGGCCGAUUCCUGGCGCUCGGACCAUCUCUGAUCUUCAACCUCGGUGCUGAAAGCGGCAUCUGCCUUACCUCCUUUGACUGACUUUCUGUUC
Effrenium voratum is the source of this 781-nucleotide messenger RNA. Lineage: Eukaryota; Dinophyceae; Suessiales; Symbiodiniaceae. The record is from the annotation of a GenBank genome assembly.